AUGGCAACAAUGGCUAAUCAUGAUCGCCAAACCUCACAGCCAACAUGCCAGAACUGCACUACAUCGACCACGCCCCUAUGGCGGCGCGACGACAUGGGCUCUGUGCUGUGCAAUGCUUGCGGGCUGUUUCUGAAGCUGCACGGUCGCCCGCGCCCCAGCUCUCUAAAGACCGAUGUCAUCAAGAGCCGCAACCGAGUCAAGACGAUGCGACCGGACCUAGCCAAGCAGAAGAAGAACCUACCUGCGACCACGGAACCCAAUGCCAAUGGUGCUGACUUGACCGGUGCGAAUAAUGCAGGUCUAGGCGGGCGGAGAACAUCAGGGAAGUCUGCGAACGGCCAUCAAGACGACAUCAACUCCCCCAUUUCGCGAACCGCCACGCCCAGCAUGUAUACCGCCCACGGCAUGCCUCUGUACCAUGGCAUGGAAGAGGCGCAAUUCCAAGCCCAGUCGCUGCAGGGAUUUCCCGUCCCUGGCGCCUCUCCAGGUCGCGCCGCAUCGCCCUUGAACAGCGAUCGCUUCGAGAUCCCGCAAACCCACGAGUCGCUUAUCGCCGCCAACGCGAGCCUGAAGACGCGUGUCAGUGAGCUUGAGGUUAUCCAGGAGCUCUAUCGCGGACGACUUCAACAGUUGGAGACGGACGAGGUCAGUGCGCGGCAAUCGCAGGAGAUCAGUGGUAAGACCGAAGCCCAGCUUCGGUCCCAGCUAGAGAGCGCCACUCAGAUCGAGACACAGCUCCGCAAUGAGCUCGAGGAAAGCCAUCGCCGAGAGAACAUGCUAAAGCGCCGUCUGGACGAACUCGAACUCGAACUUAAGGAGGCGAAGGAGGCGAUUGAAAGCCCCGAUAACGGCAGAUUGGCCAAGAAACCUCGUCUAGACGAGGCGGUAGAAGCUGAGGAUGUCUCGGCCCUGCAAUCUGCGGCAUAG
Messenger RNA from Phialemonium atrogriseum, 927 nucleotides. Its product is annotated as putative gata transcription factor protein. Gene Ontology annotation, molecular function: RNA polymerase II cis-regulatory region sequence-specific DNA binding; zinc ion binding; DNA-binding transcription factor activity, RNA polymerase II-specific. The record is from RefSeq and is a predicted model, not a curated record. Gene Ontology annotation, biological process: negative regulation of transcription by RNA polymerase II; positive regulation of transcription by RNA polymerase II. The transcript is spliced from 2 exons. The coding region runs from base 1 to 927 and encodes 308 amino acids. NCBI's taxonomy places the organism in Eukaryota, Fungi, Ascomycota, Sordariomycetes, Cephalothecales, Cephalothecaceae.